UUAUUUAUUUUUUUUUACAAAGAAAAAGAUUUAACUAAAUUAAUAUCUUUAGCAAAAGGAAAAAUGGAACAACGUUCAAUUGCGUACUUUUCUUCCAUUAACCCGCUCGCGAGAAAGAUAAUAAAAGAUGAAGGAAAUUUGAAAAGCGCUUUAAAGGGACGUUGGGAUGAAUUAAACUGGCAAGAACAAGAGGCAUUGAUUGAUGAUUUUCUGGUUGACAACUCUAUUAGACAGCGAUAUGCUGACACAGAAAAAGUUCAUUCAUAUCCCAAGUCUUUCCCUAAGCUCAAAGUUGAAACUGGAGAGAAGAUUGUUGUUGACUUUGAAAAUGAUUGCUGGACAUGGCAAGAUGAGCAUUCAUCUCCUUUUAAUUGGCGGACAAAGAGUCAGCAAGAUCUUACACUAGAUGACCUAGAAGCAGAUGCACUGUGUAGUAAACCAGCAUCUAAAGGAAAGAAAGUUGAGACAAGCAUUAACCAGCCAUCUGAAUCUAUAGAAGAAAGAACAGAUGAAAACAGGGAGUUUUCAGUACAAACAGGCACAAGUAUAUGGGAGUCACCUUUCCUACAAGGAAUGAAGAAACCAGACUUCUUAAACAGAUCAAGAAGCACAAGUCCUACAAAGUCCGCAACAUCAAGAGAAUCAUUGAUGACAAGUAGAUCUAAGACACCAGAGGAAGUUAACUAUGCUUUUACUGGAAGUGUUGAUGAUUUUAUCCAGCUCUCCAAGUAUUGUAGGAGACAGAUGUUCCUCUGUCUCCAGUGGGAAAUACUAGCAACAUCACCCUUCACAUGAAUCUGUAAAUCCUGU
This is a messenger RNA of Ruditapes philippinarum (Manila clam), 810 nucleotides long. RefSeq lists its product as uncharacterized. The transcript has 4 exons. Lineage: Eukaryota; Metazoa; Mollusca; Bivalvia; Venerida; Veneridae. Bases 64 to 795 code for a protein of 243 amino acids. The record is from RefSeq and is a predicted model, not a curated record.